Diachasma alloeum is the source of this 1067-nucleotide messenger RNA. It is a transcript of the gene Elp5, whose product is annotated as elongator complex protein 5. The transcript has 2 exons. Bases 153 to 1019 code for a protein of 288 amino acids. The record is from RefSeq and is a predicted model, not a curated record. Gene Ontology annotation, molecular function: tRNA binding. Gene Ontology annotation, cellular component: nucleus; elongator holoenzyme complex; cytosol. Lineage: Eukaryota; Metazoa; Arthropoda; Insecta; Hymenoptera; Braconidae. Gene Ontology annotation, biological process: tRNA wobble uridine modification.
GGAUUUUUCGCGUGUCUCCAAGUGAUCAAAAAAAAAAACAACAAAAACAAGAGUUUCUGUACAUACUUAUCACACGCGCAUCUUCAGCCGAUUUUGUUGACAACUGUUGUCUGUUAUUUUGAGUGAACAUACAGGAAUAGGAAUACGAGAGAAUGGUGCAGAUAAAAACAUUACCUCUGCUCCAAGAUGCCAGAUUCAUUGUUAUUGAUGAAGGUGUGGAAGUGCUGCGUGCAACAGAUCUCGUCACAGGCUGGUUACAAAUGUGGAAAGACACUGGUUCGAAUCACCCGGCGGAUCUACUGCUCUUCUCAGACCCAAAGUUCACAUUUGAUCAUUGGACAGAAAUGUUUAAAGAAGAAAAUUUGACAAUUCAUGAUUAUUACACACAAGACCUUGAUAACAUUUACAAGCCAGAGAAUAUUGAUUUGCGGGAGAUAACGAAGAGAUUCACUUCUGAAAAACAAUCGACAGUCAUAGUCAAUUGUUUGAGUAGUUUAAUAUUAUCAGUUGGUCUGGCUAAAGCUGCUAGAUUUAUCGAGAAGCUAGGAAACCAGGUGUCUCAGCUUAUCUGCAUAUAUCGAAGAGAUUUCGGUAUGCACAGAAUUCCCUGCAUAGAGACCCUAGGGAGCACGUACGUCAGACUCGAUAAAUCGAGUGCAACAAGUUCCGGAUGCGAUAUUAGUUAUGAAAUAUCUGUAACUCAUCGCAAGCAGGGGGGAGGGCUUCUAAAACAUCAUGUAGUGAUUACUCAGGACAUAUUGACGUACGAAAUUAAAUCUGAGAGGGUUCCGGUGGUGCAGUCCCCUAAGAAUGUUCAGACGUCUCCACCUGCUGCAUUAAAGCCACAAGCAACAUUCAGAUUAGACAUGAACUCUCGUGAGCUAGAGCAGAAGAACGAAACACCUCUGCCUUACAUUAUUAAUGACACCAAUCCAGCCAAUGAAUCUAAAAUUUUGUAUGUGCCCGAUGACGUCGAUGAUCUAGAUGAAGAAGAUCCCGAUGAUGAUCUACCGUUUUGAUUUGAGGGGAUAAGGAAUAAAGAAAAAUAUUCAACUGUCGUGUAUUUA